Molecule: messenger RNA, 1497 nt
Organism: Saccostrea echinata
Lineage: Eukaryota; Metazoa; Mollusca; Bivalvia; Ostreida; Ostreidae
Exons: 4
Coding region: 229-975 (248 amino acids)
Source: RefSeq, a predicted model, not a curated record
AUGGAUUCUUUAACCAGCAAUCAAUACUUCUCUUAUGGAAAAGAACAACAUUCAUUUAAUAAUAAUAAUAUAUUAUAUCUGUUACAAGACCACAUGAGGUGCUGAUAAAUCAGGAAACGUAAUUGAUCCUGCAUAAAGUUUGUUACUUUAGACGUGGAACGUUCACAUUCCAUUCUUCAUCAAUACGGAGGCUUUGUAGGACAGUAAACAAAUAUUUCCUCAGAUGUGAUGGACUACUUACCUCAAGUGGUGACUUUGUUUUCAUCAGUUCUUGUAGACGCAGAAUAUUGCUUGUAUUAUACGAAAUCCUUGGCUUGGACCAGUUUCUUGUCAGAUGAGAACAAGACAUCUCUCUCCCCACGAUACAAAACUAAAUCGUUCUCUGUCUACUGUAGCUAUGGCGAGUACUGUUGUGGAAGAGUCUGUUGUAGGAACCAAAGUAACAACAAUUAUUAUAUCAGCACUUAUUACGACGAAAAUCACUACAUGACCUCGGAGGAUGACGGACUGUCCACUGGUGGCACAUUUGGUUUAGUAUUCGCUUUGGUUGUCGCAAUUUCAGUCUGUGCAUUAUGUUGCAAUGUUUGCUGCAAACAAAACGGAAGUGGAGAUUCACCUUUUCCUAUCAGACAUGUGCCGACCAUUGCUGCUUAUUCUUCAAACAGUGGAACAGUGGUCAUACAACAAACACCUGCACGUAACGAAAAUCUUAUCAGGUCAACAGCUACCUCAGGAAUAGAAAGUAGACCAGAACAGUCUUCUCCAUCCACUAGGCGAAUGUGUAGUCAUACAAAUUCUCCCUCAUAUGAAAUUCAAACAUCUCGAAUUCCAAUAGAUUCAAAUGACUAUGCACAGUGUUUAGAUUUUACAGCUCCCCCACCAUCCUAUGAUGACGUCAUUUCACAAAAUUAUCCAAUUUUGAGUGAAAGUGAAACUUGGAAAACUGAGUCAGUUGACAUUAAUUCUCAUAGAUAAUGUUUAUUUGCCGCAGGGUUUUUAAUUAGUUUUUUUUGUGUGUGUAAAAACACAAUAAUGAAAAGGUUUCGAUAUGAUGGAGAUUACCCCCCCCCUUUUUUUUUUGCUCCUUAAAAUUUUUUUGUAUUUAAGUUAAUUUUUAGAAAAUACAAAUUUGUGUCAAAACACUCUUCAAAAUUGAAUAUUUGUAUAAAAAGACUUAGAGGAUAUUCAUUCCAAUUUUUUAUUGAAUUUUGAACAUAUUUCUCAAUCAGUUAUUUAAAUAAAUCUAGUUAAGUCCAUGCUUGAGGCAUUUUAAAAUUAAAUGCACCUUACAUACUUCCUAUAAUUAUUGAAAAAUAUACCUUGAAUAUCUGGUAAAAGAAAUGAAAUUGAGACAUGUAUAUUUCAAAAAUAUAUCGUUUAUUGUGCAUCACUGGCUCAAAUUUCUUAAUUUUUUAUCAUUUGGAAAAAAUUAUAGUUGAGAUCCAAUUAUAUGCAAUGCAGUUAUGAUAAACACAUGUAUGCCUAUUUAUUAAAAUA